This is a messenger RNA of Oncorhynchus gorbuscha (pink salmon), 2941 nucleotides long. RefSeq names its product karyopherin alpha 6 (importin alpha 7) (gene kpna6). Bases 124 to 1749 code for a protein of 541 amino acids. Gene Ontology annotation, molecular function: nuclear import signal receptor activity; protein binding. Gene Ontology annotation, cellular component: nucleoplasm; nucleus; cytoplasm. Lineage: Eukaryota; Metazoa; Chordata; Actinopteri; Salmoniformes; Salmonidae. The record is from RefSeq and is a predicted model, not a curated record. Gene Ontology annotation, biological process: NLS-bearing protein import into nucleus. The transcript is spliced from 12 exons.
UCCGUAUUUCUCCGACGACAUAUUGUUUGUGAGGAGCAAAUUCUGAAAAGCAAACUGGGAAAGAGAAUUACAAUUGAUUUCUCUCUAAACACAAGAAGUAUCUGUCAUUUAAGAUAAAAAAAAAUGGAGCCGGCAGCCAGUCCAGCGAAGGAUAACCACAGGAUGAACAGCUACAAGAACAAAGCCCUGAAUGUGGAGGAGAUGAGACGCAGGAGAGAGGAGGAGGGUGUCCAGCUGAGGAAGCAGAAACGAGAACAACAGCUGUUCAAGAGGAGAAACGUUGACAUGUUGAACGAGGAAGGAGUCAUGUUUGAGAGUCCACUGGUCGACUCGUAUGUCACCUCCACAGCCACAGAGGAAGGAGUCCUAACUAAAGACCUGGUAGAGAUGCUCUUCUCAGAGGACCCAGAGCUCCAACUCGCCACCACACAGACAUUCAGGAAACUACUGUCCAAAGAACCCAAUCCACCUAUUGACGAGGUCAUCAACACCCCAGGCAUUGUAGAGAGGUUUGUAGAGUUCCUGAAGAGGAGCGUCAACUGCACAUUACAGUUUGAGGCAGCCUGGGCCCUGACCAACAUAGCAUCAGGUACAUCCAUGCAGACUAACAUAGUAAUCGAGGCAGGAGCAGUCCCCAUCUUUAUAGAACUACUCACCUCAGACUUUGAAGAUGUUCAGGAACAGGCGGUGUGGGCGUUGGGUAACAUAGCAGGGGACAGUCCAGUGUGCAGAGACUACGUACUCAACUGUAAUAUACUGCCACCACUAUUAAUGCUUCUGACUAAAUCCACCAGACUGACAAUGACCAGGAAUGCAGUGUGGGCUCUGUCUAACCUGUGCAGAGGGAAGAGCCCCCCACCUGUAUUUGAGAAGGUGUCCCCUUGUCUGCAGGUCCUGUCUAGACUGUUGUUCAGCAGUGAUUCAGAUCUGUUAGCAGAUGCCUGCUGGGCUCUGUCCUACCUCUCUGACGGACCCAACGAGAAGAUCCAGGCUGUCAUCGACUCCGGUGUCUGCAGGCGCCUCGUAGAGCUGCUCAUGCACACGGACUACAAGGUGGCGUCUCCUGCUCUGAGAGCAGUGGGGAACAUCGUCACGGGAGACGACAUCCAGACGCAGGUGGUGUUGAACUGUUCAGCCCUGCCCUGUCUGCUCCACCUGCUGAGUAGUCCAAAAGAAUCCAUCCGGAAAGAAGCCUGCUGGACCGUCUCCAACAUCACCGCUGGCAACAGGGCUCAGAUACAGACGGUGAUUGAUGCCAACAUCUUCCCUGUGCUGAUCGACAUCCUGCAGAAGGCAGAGUUCAGAACCAGGAAGGAAGCAGCCUGGGCCAUCACUAACGCCACCUCUGGAGGAAUGCCUGAACAGAUCAGGUACCUGGUGAACCUGGGCUGUAUCAAGCCUCUGUGUGACCUGUUGACCGUGAUGGACAGUAAGAUAGUCCAGGUGUCUCUGAACGGUCUGGAGAACAUUCUGAGACUGGGAGACCAAGAGGCCAAGCAGGAUGCAGGACCCAGUGGUGCCGGCAUCAACCCCUACUGCUCUCUCAUAGAGGAGGCCUAUGGUCUGGAUAAGAUCGAGUUCCUUCAGAGCCAUGAGAACCAGGAGAUCUACCAGAAGGCUUUUGAUCUGAUAGAGCACUACUUUGGAGUGGAGGAGGAGGACCAGAACCUGGCUCCUCCGGUGGACCAGGCCAAUCAGCAGUUCCUCUUCCCCCAGCAGGAGGCACCCAUGGAGGGCUUUCAGCUAUAACGCCCUCCCUGUCCUCUGGUUCUCAUCUGGUUCAUCUUAACCAACCAUCACUCAUACCCAUGGUGGAGUUUCAGAUGAAACAUCCACCCCCCUUAUCCUCAUACCCAUGGAGGAAUUUGGCGUAUAAUCAGUCCCCUCCACCCUCCAUGUCCAACCAUUGCCCCAUCCUCUAUACCCAGCCUGAGCCCAAGGGGCUAGUUUUAGCCCCAACAGAUGAAGGGUGGAGGUGAACCCCCCCCCCCCACCUGUGAAGCAAUGACCUUAUCCACCUUAUAUCCUCCACCCCCUAUGGAAGGUAGAGCGUUGUCCUCUCCCUCCUUUCCCAUGGAAGGCUUUACAGAUGUAACUAUCCAACCUGUAUUUACAGUCUUUGAGCUGGCUUUACCCUAACAGAUCAGACGCUUCUAACGGAAUGACAGAGUCUGGGCUGGAGAGCCAAUAGGAGACCUGAACUCAACCCGCUUGACCUGACGAUAAAACACAGCUCUUCCUGAUCAGUGAUCACACAACCAGGGCCGAGGUUUGGUCCAGUCCAGGUUUCGGCAAUGCACAGAUACAAUAACAGAUACACCGCCAGUGCUGUUGAUUCCCUGAUUCUUCUGACCGUAACGGCGGUUUGAUUUGGUUAUUAGUGCUUCCUGUCUGCCCAUAGGGGAUGUCGUCCUUCGGGAUGUAGGGGUUUGAUUGGUCAAACCUGACCAGUGGGAGAGAUGUAUUUUUAUUUAAUUUUUACCCAGCUCCUUUACGACAAUUAUCUUCCUAGUCCUUAUCUGUUUCCCCUCGUUUUAGCUGUUGUCCACCCUGUGUUUCUCUCUGGCUUGUUCUAAAACGUACUGCAUCUACACGCACCACCUGAAGACUGAAGUGUCCCAGGACAGAAGAAUGGCCUCUCUCUACUGUAAACAAUAAAACAAUCGGGAUGUAUUCUCAAAUCGGAGGCCAAACCCUCAUUCAUAUUGCUUUCUGUCUAUAUCGGACAUACAGGGUUCCAAUAAGCAAUUCUGGGGAUUCUUAGGAAUUCUAGAACUAUGGUUUGAAGUGUAGAGCCAAGGUUCUCCCCUUCUCGAACUGAGUCCUUUCUCUACAAUGUCUUUUUUUUUUUUGAACUUUUAGUUUUGUGCUUGUGGAGGAGGAGCAUGUUGGGAUCUGAAUCGUAAAAUCAGGUAAACGUCUGGGGCUAAGGGAGGAUGUU